AUGUCCAACGAGAUCUUCCAAAAGCUCUACGAAAGCUCCAAGCUCCUCGUUUCUUCCAACAAUCAGGAUCAGGUGCCGGUCCUUCAACGUGGACUUGACCAAAUCGAUACGGAGACGCGACGAUUGUUUGGGAAGCACAAGACCGAUCAGGAACAAAAAGCCAAUGCGCAUUACUUUUUGGCACAGAACGGCAUCAACAGCCACGACUUGACGCAACAACUCGAGUCCAUUGACACCAGCCGAAUCUUUGAACCAGCAGAUACGAUCACGGACACUGAUGUCGAGAAAUACUUGCAGCAGGCUCAUGAACACAUUAUCAUUGAAACGAUUGAGGAAUGCAGAGAGAGCACAUGCGAUGAUUUCGAGGAAUUGAAUGAUAACGUGAUGCAAGGCAACUGGAAAAACGCACAACGUCGCAUUUUGGAAGAAUGGGAUCAUCAUCAGGACACGGGGAUGUUUACACGCGACGACAAGUUUAUGGGGAUUACUAUGACACCCGCUUUUCGUAAACGUGUUGAUGACUAUGCCGACAUCAUUGGCAAGUUGAACGAUGCCCGGAUCAAGAAUCAACCAUACCCGCUCAUUGAUAAUCUCAGCCAGCUAUCCAAACCAUCAGAUCCAACACGGGUGCAGGAUCGUGCUAUGGAUGCUUGGCAAUUGGUGAAUGAUUUGGCAUCUGAAGCUAGCCGAGCUGGUCUUGAUCAACAUGGACCAUUGCAAGUACCUCCUACAAAUGCCUUCUCUAUCAACUUAUGCAAGGCGCUUAUUGAUACAUCAAAACGCUGGCUUGAAAAACAGUUUGUACAAUAUGUGGAUGAGGUGCUCUACAAGAACGCACGUGAGACCCAAGUGGGAGGCGUGCCAUCUCCUAUUUUACGCAUCAAGGCAUUCAUGAACUAUGUCUUUCGCAAGAAUUCAGGCUGGACUGAUCCACGAUUCGAGGUUGUCAACGACACACCCAUCUGGACAUAUGUAUAUCUCCUUGUUCGCAGUGGUCAUGAAAAGCUUGCCCUGAAAUACGUUGAAAAGAAUGAGCAGCUCUUUGAUACCGAGCCACGCUUCCGCCAUUACUUUAGAGAAUAUGUAGACUCACCUGAGAAGCGCUUACGAAAACCCACUCGAGAUGCUGUAUUGGCCGAUUACCAACGACUAGAAUAUGGUCAACAAAGCGUGGAUCCUUACAAGCUCAUUCUUUACAAGAUCAUUGGACGAUGCGAAUUGAACAAAAAGAGCCUACCAGAUGUGGUGGCCACCACCGAAGAUUAUGUUUGGUUGCAGCUUUCGUUGGUGCGUGAAAGUGCAGGAGGUGAAGAGUCGGCUUAUGAGCAGUAUCGUUUGAGUGAUCUUCAAUCCAUGAUGGUCAAGUUUGGCUCCAAACGUUUCGAUCCCAAUGGUAGCAGUCCCUGGAACUAUUUCAAGGUGUUAUUGUUGACAUUACAAUUUGAACGGGCUGUCAAUUACCUCUACAAGAAUGAAAAGUGUCGCUUGGAUGCAGUUCACUGUGCUAUUGCUCUUGCAUAUACCGGACUUUUACGCAUUCCAGAUGAACCAUUGACGGCAAGCAUUGAUCUUUAUAUAGUAAUCAUUGGCGAUGAUGGCCGAGCAAGCUUCAAUUUUGCACGUCUUAUAUACCAGUACAUCCGCGUCUUUUCGACCAGCAACCCCCAAAGCUCAUUGCAUUACAUCUAUCUCUUGACACUCUAUGCCAAACGCCAAUGGUACGAUUCCGACGACAUGUUCACUCUAUGCUAUCAAUAUAUUCGUGGCCUAGUACUCAGCAGCAAAGAACCAAAUAUCAUCCUCGGAAAGACAUCAACGUCACUUGGCCGACAGGAUGGUUUGAUCGACCGACACAAAACACUAAUCGGGAUCACGAAUGAGCACAAAUAUGUGGAGGCGAUUUUGAUGCCCAUUGCCGAAAAGUACAGCCAAGAAGGCCGAUACAUGGAAGCUGUCUCCGUAUACGAGUUGACCUCAGAUUACAACAAGGUGGCUGAUAUUCUAAACAAGCAACUCGGCGACGCAUUACAACAACCACGUACGGCUGAUCGGGAUCAAACGAUUGAACAUCAAACAAGUUCGGAUGAGGAGCUUAUCAACUUUUCUAUCAACACGUUGAGGAGUUAUGAGCAGCAACAGCAUAUUGGCAUGUUCAUCAAGGAAUCCAAAAAGAAUACAGCCAUUAUUCUCGUCAGCCUUUUGAGAUGUCGCAGCCUAUACGAUAGUGGAGCAUAUGAGCAGGCGUUACAGAUCAUUCGUGAAACCGAGGUUAUUCCCUUGCAAGACAACUUUGCAGUCAUCCAGCGAGCAGCCGAUCGAUUUAAUCACAUUGACGACGCCAUCAGCAAAAACAUGCCGGACAUGCUGCUCAUGGUUACCGACAUGCUUUAUAAGCUAUGGACCACUUUUACUGGGCCCCAGAUGGCCAUGCAACCAGCGGCGAAACAGACGAUUUCCAUUAUUGAAGAGAAUAUUCGUGCCAUUCUUGCAUUUGUGGGUAUGAUUCAAUUCAAGAUGCCCGCUGAUACCAUUACAAAAUUGAACCGAGCUGAAAUGAUCAUCACUGGCCAGCGGCAUCAUUGA
Molecule: messenger RNA, 2583 nt
Organism: Lichtheimia ornata
Lineage: Eukaryota; Fungi; Mucoromycota; Mucoromycetes; Mucorales; Lichtheimiaceae
Exons: 16
Coding region: 1-2583 (860 amino acids)
Biological process (GO): protein import into nucleus; poly(A)+ mRNA export from nucleus
Cellular component (GO): nuclear pore
Molecular function (GO): structural constituent of nuclear pore
Source: RefSeq, a predicted model, not a curated record